CAUCUCCCCAUAACCCAUCCUGGUCCCUUAUAUAAAGGCUGGAGAGCAGCUCCUCACUCUUCUUCUAUGGCCAUGGAUUGGAUGAAGCUAUUGGUUCUGCUGUUGUGGGUGUUUGGUUCUACAGCAGUGCCAGCCCAGCAAAGGAUACAGAAAAAGCAAAGAGAAAAUGAGGUUGUCCUGACCUCCUGUGACUUUAACCAGGACAGUGAUCCAUUUUGCAACUUCAGACAAGACACCAAUGACCAGAGCGACUGGACUCGACACAAGGGUCCAACUCCAACACAAGGAACCGGACCUGAUGGAGACUACCCUGAUGGAAAGGGCUACUACAUAUACCAUGAAUGUGACAACGUUUCUAAUGGUCAAAACGCUCGUCUGUUGAGCCCUACCAUCUCCUCAGAAGCAUCUAAGAUCUGUGUCCAGUUUCAGUACUACAUGUAUGGCUCGGACCAUCAAAAUGUAUUGAGGGUUCUGGUAAAAACAUCUGGUGGAGAAGAAGAGGUCUGGAAUAGAACAGGCAUUCAGAGUCCAUCUUGGCUGAAGGGUUCCAUCACUGUGUCAAAACCCAGCAGUCAGAGCGUCACUGUGGUGUUUGAGGCUCGGAGAGGUGGCACUCCGUCCUGCGACUCAGCUCUGGAUAACAUUCUUAUUACUGAGGGAGAAUGUCCGGCCUGCAUCUCUGGCUGUGAUUUUGACACCCUCGGUGACCUGUGUGAAUGGACAACUCACACUGAGAGUCCUGAAGUGUUUGGUUUUGAUCAGUGGGCUGGGCCAACAAGCACUGAAGGCACUGGACCUGACGAUGACUUCUCUAAACCUGGAUUGGGAUUGUACAUGUUGAUGGAUUCCGCUGAUGCCUCUCCUGGAGUCAGUGCUGAAAUCAGAAGUCCUGUCAUACCAUUUACCUCUGGAUGUUUGGAGCUCAGCUUCCACUAUUACCUGUAUGGUACCAGCACAACCAUGAAGCUCACUGUCCAUACCGUCACCUCAGGUGGGGGUCUUGGGCCAGUCCUAUUUAGUGUCAUGGGAAACCAGGGUCAAGCCUGGAAGCCAGCAGAAGUCCGUGUUGUGGGAAGUUCCCAAGUUCAGUUUGCAAUCGUGGGUCACUAUGGAGAAACCCCUGAGACAGACAUUGCUGUCGAUGCAGUGUGCAUCCGGACCUGCAAGGCUCUACCUACAACUCCAGUACCAACCACCCCCAAACCAACAACUCCUAAACCAACUACCCCCAAACCAACAACUCCUAAACCAACAACCCCCAAACCAACAACUCCUAAACCAACAACCCCCAAACCAACAACUCCUAAACCAACAACCCCCAAACCAACAACUCCUAAACCAACUACUCCUCGACCAACAACCCCCAAACCAACUACUCCUGGACCAACAACCCCCAAGCCAACAACUCCUAAACCAACAACCCCCAAACCAACAACCCCCAAACCAACAACUCCCAAACCAACAACUCCUAAACCAACAACCCCCAAACCAACAACUCCUGGACCAACAACUCCCAAACCAACAACUCCUCGACCAACAACCCCCAAACCAACUACUCCUCGACCAACAACCCCCAAACCAACUACUCCUGGACCAACAACCCCCAAGCCAACAACUCCUAAACCAACAACCCCCAAACCAACAACUCCUGGACCAACAACUCCCAAACCAACAACUCCUAAACCAACAACCCCCAAACCAACAACUCCUAAACCAACAACUCCUAAACCAACAACCCCCAAACCAACAACUCCUGGACCAACAACUCCCAAACCAACAACUCCUAAACCAACAACUCCCAAACCAACAACUCCCAAACCAACAACUCCCAAACCAACCACUCCUAAACCAACAACUCCUGGACCAACAACUCCCAAACCAACAACUCCUAAACCAACAACCCCCAAACCAACAACUCCUGGACCAACAACUCCCAAACCAACAACUCCUAAACCAACAACCCCCAAACCAACAACUCCCAAACCAACAACUCCCAAACCAACAACUCCUAAACCAACAACGCCCAAACCAACUACACCAACCCCACCAAAACCAUGUCCUCCUGAUGCGGAGUAUAUAGACUGUGGACCAGCUUGUAUUCCUACAUGUAUGGAGCCCUCAACUAACUGUUCUGGCUCCUGCAUAAGUGGCUGCUUUUGCAAACCUGGAUUUGUCUUCAAGGGUCGCCGCUGCGUGCCUCUGGAUAAAUGUGGCUGCUUUGAUGACAACAACAACUAUUAUGAGCCUGGGGAGAUUGUUUCUGGCGAUGGCUGUACAAAACUUUGCCGCUGUGCUGGAAACUACACCUUGGAGUGUGUUGAUAAUUCCUGUGAUCCAACUGAGGAGUGCAAAGAGGUUAACGGCGUUUCCAGCUGCUAUCCUAAAGGUACAUCAACAUGCAUAUCAUCUGGGGAUCCCCACUACACAACAUUCGACAAGCGUUAUUAUGAUUUUAUGGGGAACUGCAGCUAUCUGAUGUCUGGACUCUGUAAUGACACAACUCUGCCAUACUUUGAAGUUCAUACUGACAAUGAAAAUCGGUUUAACACGCCUAGAAUCUCCUACGUCAAGGCUGUACAUGUAUAUGUACAAUCUGUGAAGAUCUCUAUUCUCAAAGGUGGCACUGUGCAGGUGAAUGGGACCAAUGUCAACUUACCAGUUACUCCAGCCACUGGAGUUUCUGUGUUUAAGUCAGGAAAACAUUACACCGCGUCUAUGAACUUUGGUGUAACAGUUCGGUACGAUGGAAACCACUUCAUGGACAUCAAAGUGAUCAAGGACUAUCAGAACAAACUGUGUGGACUUUGUGGAGAUUAUAAUGGACAUGAUAAAGAUGACUUCCGCAAACCAGAUGGAACCUUGACAAACAGCGCCAAUGACUUUGGACACAGCUGGAAUACUGAUCCAGAGUGUAAUAAGAAACCAAAUACCACCAUUCCUGGGUGUGAUGAAGAAGAGAAGGAACUCUAUGAGAGCUCUGGAUACUGUGGCAUCCUGCUGGACAAAAAAGGUCCAUUUGCCGUGUGCCAUCCCAAAGUCAACCCCAAUAAUUACUUCAGAGACUGUGUAUUUGACCUGUGUGAGUUGGAUGGUGCCAGACCCAUCCUGUGCGAAGCCAUCGAGGCUUAUGUUAACGAGUGCCAGGACCGCGGGGUAAACAUCGGGCCCUGGAGGAAUACAACGUUCUGUCCACUGAGCUGCCAUCCCAAUAGCCACUAUGAAGCCUGUGCAGACCCCUGUCAGGAGACCUGCUUUGGAAAACCUUCCUCCUGUAGUGGACCAUGCUCCGAGGGCUGUGUGUGUGAUCCUGGAUAUGUCCUGAGUGCGGGGAAGUGUGUGAAGAAGAACUCCUGUGGAUGCAAACAUACAAAUGGGCAGUACUAUGAGCCCGGAGAGGAGUUUUUUGUGGAGGAUUGUAAACUGAAGUGCAGGUGUGAUGCCCCCUUUGUUACCUGCUUGCCCUCUGACUGCCCCCCGAUGCAUGAGUGCAGACUGCAGGAUGGAGAACUCGGCUGCUUCCCCUCCGGCUCUCAGGAUUGUGUGGUCUCUGGUGAUCCUCAUUACAACACCUUUGACAAGAAGUUCUACACCUUCAUGGGAACCUGCACCUACACACUGGCCAGAACAUGCAGAAACAACACAGGUCCGUGGUUUUCUGUGGAGGCCAAGAAUGAGGAGAGGGGCGUGGCGGGUGUGUCAUACUUGAGAAAACUCUACGUCACCGUGAACGGUAUCACUGUCACUCUGAUGAAGACCCGCCGAACUCUGGUGAACGGGGUGAGGGUUGCCCUCCCUCACUCGCCUUCCCCCCUCGUUUCUCUCAGUCUGGCUGGUCAGUACGUGACCCUGCAAACGCCCUUUGGACUGCGGGUGCGUUGGGACGGGAACCAUCAUGCUCAGAUCUCAGUUCCUAGCUCCUACCAUGACCAGAUGUGUGGUCUCUGUGGCGACUAUGAUGGAAAUCCUAACGAUGACUUCACCAAACCGGAUGGAACCCUAGCUGGAAAUGUGAAUGACUUUGGAAAUAGCUGGCAGACGGAAGAAGAUGAGGAUGACUCGUGCACCCAAGGAACUAAACCCGACCCAGACUGUGACCCGAGCCUUGAGGCGGAGGUGGUGAAACCAGAAAAAUGUGGAAAAAUCAAAGACCCUGUUGGACCCUUCAGAGAAUGCAUCAAAAUGGUCGAUCCCACUCCGUUCUUUCAAAGCUGUGUUUACGACAUGUGUCGGUUCGGCGGGCAGCAGCAUGUUCUCUGUGACCAGCUACAAGCCUACACUGAUGCCUGUCAGAGCGCUGGAGCCAAGGUCCACCCGUGGAGAACUCCAGACUUCUGCCCUCUGGUCUGUCCUCCUAACAGCUCCUACUCACUAUGCGUGAGCGGGUGUCCUGAGACCUGUCUGGGUGUGGUUGGACCUCCCGGCUGUCAGGACGUGUGUGUGGAGGGUUGUCAGUGUGAUCCAGGCUUCAUCCUCAGUAAUGACAGAUGUGUGGCCCUGAAGGACUGUGGCUGUGUGGAUGUCAGUGGGACUUACCACCCCGUGGGGGACAACUGGUACUUAGAAGGCUGUGAGCAGAAGUGCGAGUGUCACGGAGGAGGUCUGAUCCACUGCCACAACACCAGCUGUAAACCUACCACAGAGAUCUGCCAGCUGCAUGACGGGCAGUAUGAGUGCCGCCCUGUGGGUUCUGGGAUCUGCUCCGUCUCUGGUGAUCCUCACUACACCACCUUUGAUAAACACACCCACCAUUACAUGGGAGCCUGCUCCUACACACUGACCAAACCCUGCAAUUCCUCCUCUGAGCUUCCGUACUUCACGGUGGACACUCAGAACGAGCACCGAGGGAGCAACAGAAAAAUUUCCUACGUCCGAGCCGUGGUGAUCCAUGUGAACGGUGUGAGCGUUAUCCUUGGGAAGGGGCGCACGGUUCAGGUUAAUGGAAAAGUGGUGGUACCACCUGUCACCUCCAUCGGUGGACUCAAGAUCUACAUGAGUGGAAAGUUUAUAGUUCUGGAGACGACGUUUGGUCUGAGGGUCCGGUUUGAUGGGAACCACCAUGCAGAUGUCACGGUUCCUACCACCUACAGCGGCCUGCUCUGUGGCAUGUGUGGAAAUUUCAAUGGAAACUUCAAAGAUGACAACCUGAAACCGGAUAAUACAGCAGCUUCAAACAGCAAUGAGCUGGGAGACAGCUGGGAGGUGCCUGAUCCGAGACCCGAUUGUACUAAUGGUGGAGGGCAGGAGGACUGUGAUAAGCAGGUGGAGGAGGAAGCCAAGAAGCCCACAAGUUGUGGAAUCAUCACUGAUCCUAACGGGAUCUUUAAGGCGUGCCACUCGUUCGUCCCCCCUGAGUCCUUCUUUGGAAACUGUGUGUAUGACCUGUGUGCAACAGGAGGUCAGACCGUGGCUCUGUGCCAGGCCUUAGAGAGCUAUGCUGACAUGUGCGCUGCUGCAGGAGUUCCCAUCUCCUGGAGGAACAACACCUUCUGCCCACUAAAGUGCCCUCCAGGAAGUCAUUAUGAACCAUGUGGCCCUGCUUGCCCCCAGCCCAGCUGUCAGGAUCCUGCAGGCUCAGGUGGUUCCUGUAACCAACCCUGUGUGGAGGGCUGUGUCUGUCACCCCGGCCUGGUUCUCAGCGGAGACAAAUGUGUUCCAGUCAGCGAGUGUGGAUGCACUGAUGGAGACGGACAUUACCGACCGGUUGGAGACUCAUGGUUUCCAGAGAACGACUGCUCAGAGCGUUGUCGGUGUCACGGUAAUCACAACAUCACCUGUGAACCGUGGCAGUGCAGUCCUGCACAGGAGUGCAAGGUGGUGGAGGGAGUGCUGGACUGUCACUCCACAGGAAAAGGAGUGUGUCACGUAGCAGGAGACCCACAUUACUACACUUUUGAUGGAGUGAUGCACACCUUCAUGGGCACCUGCACCUACACCCUGGUGGAGGUCUGUAAUACCUCCCAGGUAACUUACUUCAAGGUGGUGGCUAAAAACGAGGAGCGAGGUCAGCCAGAGGCCUCUUACGUCCGCUCGGUUAAGGUCUAUUUACCUCAUGACACCGAGGUGGAGCUACAAAAGGCUCGCAGAGUUCUGUUGAAUGGACGGCGAGUGCGUACCCCUCUGUCUAUCGACUUGAUUGGAGCCAAAGUGAUAACCAGUGGAUCUUACAGUCUGCUGGACACAAACUUUGGUCUGCAGGUGAAGUUUGAUGGAGUCCACCACCUAGAGAUCACUAUUCCUGGAGAGUACUUUAACAAGGUGUGUGGCAUGUGUGGAAACUAUAACAGCAACAGCUCUGAUGAUAACCUCAUGCCCAACAAGAAACCAGCCAAGGACGCCAUUGAACUGGGCAACAGCUGGAAGUCAGAUGGAGACAGCGAUCCAGGCUGCAAGCCGGACACGCGUCCAGAUGUCCACCCGAACUGCACCACGGAGGAAGAAGUGUCGUAUGAGCUUCAGUGUGCCAAUGUCAUUUUCUCAGACCGCUUCAAGCCCUGCCACUCUCUGGUGCCCCCCAGUGCCUUCCUUGGUAACUGCAUCUAUGACAUGUGUGAGUACGACGGUAUGCAGGCAACACUCUGUGACAAUGUGGAGGCCUACGCCCAGGCCUGCCAGAGUGCUGGAGCCACCAUCAGCUGGAGGAACAACACCUUCUGCCCUCUGCCCUGCCCUCCCAACAGCCACUACUCUGACUGCACUGCCCCCUGCCCCCCCACCUGCUCUGAUCUCUUCCCAAUGUUCUGCCAUCUUCCUCCAACCACCUGUGUAGAGGGAUGCCAGUGUAACGCUGGCUUUGUUCUCAGUGACAGCAAAUGUGUUCCUCUGGAUAAAUGUGGCUGUCUGGACUCAGAGGGAGAAUACCACGACGUUGGAGACUCCUGGUUAACUGAUAAAUGUGCUGAGUCAUGCUCCUGUAACCUCGGCAAAAUCACAUGUGAGGACCACAGCUGUAAUGCCAACUCAGUUUGUGCCCUGGACAAGUACGGAGACCUUUUCUGUCAGCCUACCAAGUUUGAUAGGUGUACCAUCUCUGGAGAUCCUCACUACAGAACCUUUGAUGGUUUUAGCCAUCACUUCCAGGGUCCCUACACCUACGUCCUCACUCAGGACUUCAACAAGCAGACUUCCUUAGCUCCUCUUCUGGUUAGAGGGAAGAACAUUAGAAGAGGGGGCAACAGCAGGAUCUCCUUCCUGGACCAAAUCUACAUUGAUGUCUAUGGUGUCAGUGUUCGUUUCCUGCAGAAGAAAGUUGUCCUGGUGAAUGGGGAGCGUGUCAGUCCCCCUCUCAGGCCAGUCAGUGGUUUGACUAUCACCAUGAACUCCAAAGAGGUUCAGGUCUCCACAGACUUUGGACUUAGUGUACGCUUUGAUGGAAACAGCCGUGGUGAGAUCAUACUGCCCAGCACCUACAGGAACUCUGUUGGAGGACUGUGUGGAAACUAUGAUGGCAUCACUAGAAACGAGUACAUGAAGUCUGAUGGGACAGUGGUCAGAGACCUAAACGUGUUUGGAGAAAGCUGGAGAGUCAGUGACCGACAGGCUGAGGCGCCACAGUACAACCUGCAUUUUCCUGUCCAUGUUCAGAGGCGAGAGGCUGAGACGGAUCCAGACUCUGGAUUUGAAACUUCUGACUGCUCCCCAUCACAACUGGAGGACUACAACAGUGUAAGAAAGUGUGGAGCACUGUCUGACCCAGAUGGACCGUUUGCUGCCUGCCAUGCCUCUCUGCCUCCCCAAAGCAACCAGGACGACUGUGUGUUUGAUCUUUGCGCUGAGGAUGGCAGUGAUCAACUCCGCUGUGCCAGUUACGAGGCAUAUGUCGCCGCUUGUCAAGAGGCUGGAAUUAAACUGGGAUCUUGGAGGCAGCAGCUGAACUGUGCUCUGAGCUGUUCUGCCAACAGCUCUUACUCCUCAUGUAUGUCACCAUGUCCCUCUUCCUGCGCCAACCUGGCGGCACCCUCUGAAUGUGAAAUCACUUCCUGUGUGGAGGGGUGCCAGUGUGGGGCCGGUUUCGUCAUGAGUGAGGGGAUCUGCGUGCCGUAUGCUGAGUGUGGCUGCACAUUUCUCAACAGAUACUACCCUCUGAAUGAGAAGUUUGUGAGUGAGGACUGUUCCCAGACCUGUGAGUGCACCAGUACUGGGUCUGUGUGCCACCCCAAGACCUGCCAGGAUGGGUACAUCUGCACCAUCUAUGAUUUCAAACGAGACUGCUACAAAGCAAGCGCCUGUCUCGACUACCCCUGUCUGAACGGAGGGACGUGUGUGGAUAGCAGAGACCACAACUACACUUGCAUCUGUAAGGAAGGCUUCGAAGGAGUGAACUGUGAGGUGGAAGCCACCCCAAAGAAAGGCCUGGACACCAAAUGGAUCAUUCUGAUUGCAGUCUUAGUCCCAGUUGCUGUCAUUGCUCUUGUGAUGACCAUUGUGUGUGUUUGCAGGCACAAAAACAAGAAGUACAAGCACAAGGAGGGAAAUCUGACUUUGCAACAAACAAACGUUCCAUACGAAAGCAUCCGGGACAAACAACAAAGACAGAGGCAGACAAGAAUGUGACAACCAUCAGACCAAACGGACUUCUUCAUCUGACGGGAUGAAGCUCUUUAACUUAUACUUGUUUCGUGAAAUACAAAUGUUUUAUCAACAGACUAGUUUAUAAAUAAAGCGCAUGAAAAAAAUGUUUCUGUAAUAAAGCUUAAACAACGUG
Nothobranchius furzeri (turquoise killifish) is the source of this 8701-nucleotide messenger RNA. It is a transcript of the gene zanl, whose product is annotated as zonadhesin, like. The record is from RefSeq and is a predicted model, not a curated record. NCBI's taxonomy places the organism in Eukaryota, Metazoa, Chordata, Actinopteri, Cyprinodontiformes, Nothobranchiidae. Gene Ontology annotation, molecular function: protein binding; calcium ion binding. Gene Ontology annotation, cellular component: membrane.